Messenger RNA from Trifolium pratense (red clover), 1824 nucleotides. RefSeq lists its product as uncharacterized. Lineage: Eukaryota; Viridiplantae; Streptophyta; Magnoliopsida; Fabales; Fabaceae. The coding region runs from base 205 to 1452 and encodes 415 amino acids. The record is from RefSeq and is a predicted model, not a curated record. The transcript is spliced from 9 exons.
AUUUCUUAGCGCUGAAAUAUUUUUGUGGGCAGUUUCUCUACAAUAACUGUUCCAUUAUCUUCAUAAUGGGAACUCCUAGCUCCAGUAGUAUCUAUGUAAAUCAAAAACUUAACAAAGCCCUCUUCUUUCAUAAUCAGAUCAUUAACCCCUUUCAAUUUCUUUCUAAAUCAGUGGAAAUAGAAAUUAUUUUGUUCUUCGACAGUUAUGGCACCCUCAAAUCAUGAUCCAGAUUAUCAGCUUCCAAAUUCUUCAAAUGCUAUUAUAAGUCAACAAGAUUGUACAAAUACAAGAAAAAAUGGAAGAGGAAGAACCAUUGGCUUAGGUGUCUCAAAAAGGAAAAAGAAGAGUGCUACUGGAAAAUUGCAUGUUGAUAUUCCAGCAGAUAAAAUGGUAGCUGUUGGACCAGGAGCUGCAAAUUUUGUGACCGAGGUCUCAAUCGUUGUCCUAAAGAAUGCUCCUUUUAAUGUCAAAAAGUGGGGAAAAAUACCACAAGCUAAACUUGACAAGAUAGUUUCAAAAGUUUUGGAUACUUUUGACAUUGAUAAUACAACACAUAAUAAUGAUGUUAUUCUUGAGACCGCUAAAAGACUCUAUCGUAAUCAUAGAUGUAGAUUUCAUCAACAUUUUAGCCAAUAUAACACAAAUGAGAUAGCUUUGAAACACAAACCAGAAGAUAUAAGUGAAGAAGAUUGGAAGUUCUUGGUAGAUUAUUUCUCAAGUCCUGACUAUAAGGCAAUCAGUGAAAGGAACAAAGUAAAUAAAGCAAAACAAGUUAUUAAACAUAGAUGUGGAAGGAAGUCAUUUCAAGCUGUGAGCUAUGAUGCGAGAGAUCCUGAAACUCAAAAAGAGCCCAACUUUCAAGACUUGUGGCGAAUGACUCACACAAAUAGCAAUGGAGAAUGGAAAGAUGAUGCUUCUAAGGAAAUUCAUACAAAGGUUGAAGAAGCUUGUUCAGAACUUGCAACAGCCGAACAUGUUGACGGUGAUAAAGACAUGCUUGCAAAUAUUGCUUUUAAAUCAGUUGUAGGAGAGAGAUCGGGUUAUAGUCGUGGGUUAGGAGCUGGAAUUAAACCACAAAAGAGAAAAGCUGUUACAGGUUUACAUGAAGAAUUGAAAAAGGAGUGUGAAAAGAGGCAUGAUAUGGAAAUGAAACUAAAAGAUGUAGAGACUCAACUCCAAGAAGAACGAAAAAUGAGGGAAGAAAUGACAGCCAAGUUUGAAGAGAGUCAAAGACAAAUCGGAGAAGAAAUGGAGAAACAAGUUGAAGCAAAAAUGGCUAAUAUGUUUCGCCAAAUGCUGAAUUUUCAAGAUGGACAAUCUUCCGGUGCACUGAAUAUAGAGUCUGAAUCUAAUCACAUAGCUAAUAACAUGACUACAGACAAACCUUCAAGUAAUGGUGUUUCAACUACUUCACAAAGAAAAGUUCGAAGCAAAUAUAUAAAGAAGAAUUGAGAUUGUUGCUAUUUUGGCCCUUGUGUUGUUCAGUUCCCUUAGCCUUACAAUGGUUUGCUUUCUUUGAGGAAGACAUGGAAUUCUUAUUUGUAGUGGUGUUGUUUGCUUCUUGUUCGUGUCUGCGUUUUGUUUUUUGGUUUUGCUAGCAGUUUUUAGAUUUUGUCUAGUGUUCCAUUGGCUUUAAUUUUUGGGGCCUUUGGUUUUGUCCGUCAGCAAUGGUAUUUGUGUUUCGCUACCUGCGUGUGGCUUGUUUGGCUAUUCAGUUUCAGUUUUUCUUUUCAUUAGAACAAGAUAAUUUAUAUUUUUUUCAUUUUUGAUGUAGACAAGGAUAAUUUACAAUAUUUUAUAUUUUAAUAUUAUAUUAAUUUGUGU